This is a messenger RNA of Salvia splendens (bonfire salvia), 1065 nucleotides long. RefSeq names its product zinc finger protein JAGGED. Bases 163 to 768 code for a protein of 201 amino acids. The transcript has 5 exons. Gene Ontology annotation, molecular function: DNA-binding transcription factor activity. Lineage: Eukaryota; Viridiplantae; Streptophyta; Magnoliopsida; Lamiales; Lamiaceae. The record is from RefSeq and is a predicted model, not a curated record.
UCAUUUCUAUUUCUGCGGAAAGUGAUACAAAACAUUCAAGCCCACUUUAAUUUCUUCACCAUCACUCAACUAGCCCUCAAACCUCUAUCUACUUCUCUUCCAUCUCAAUUACCGAAUUCAUCCCCUCCCUUUUCAUAAAAUUAAAUUAACUCUGUCGCUUCCAUGAGACCAGAAGCGAAUUCGUUAGACCUCAAUAAUCUACCUGAAGAUUAUACAAGAGACGGCAAACAGACCUUAGGCGACACCUCUUCAUCUGCAGGGAAAAAGAAAAGCGGCGCUGAGGAGGAAAAAGAUGAAGGUGGGAAGGUGUAUGAGUGCAGGUUUUGUUCCCUCAAAUUCGGCAAAUCUCAAGCCCUUGGGGGACACAUGAAUCGCCACCGCCAAGAAAGGGAGACAGAAACCCUGAACAAGGCUCGUCAGCUUGUGUUCAGUAACGAUGUUGCUCCGCCUCACAUAAAUUAUGUCUCGAGCGGAGGGUUUCAUCAAGCAAGCAGCAGCAGCAUGGACGAAGCUUUCAGAUCCAUAUACCCAGCUGCACCUUCUAGAAUGUUCCCAACCACUCCUCCGCCGCCGCAGCCACAGUACGGAUUCCCGUCGCCGCCCCACAGCGACUACUACAUGCUCUCCAACUCCUGCUACGCCGCCCCUCCGCCCAAUGGGAGCUUCUACACCUGCAUUGGUGCCCCCGUUGCAGCUGCUCGGGGCGUCGACGGUGACUCAUCGAUGCACAAUCAGGAUCAUGAGGGGCUCGGCUGGGCCCGGAGGUAGAAAUCAUCGUUUCAUUUCAAGAUGGAUGGAUGUGUGGAUUUGCAAGGGGAGAUGGAGUUUUGUAUUUUGAGCGACCAAAUUUCUGGAUUGGAGGAGUGUGUGUGGUGUGUAUUUUUCUUUAGUUUCUUUUUUCUCUCUUUUCUCUGCCUUGCAAUGAAUAUGUUUGGUGUAGAAGAAGGUUGUUAUUUGGUGGGGAUAGGUAUGUAGUUGGUGAAGGUGGACAACAACUUAGGUUUAAAUAAAAGAAAUCAAAGGUUUGUCCAUGGAAUAAUAUGAUGCUAUUUUGAAUGUCAUCCU